Owenia fusiformis is the source of this 825-nucleotide messenger RNA. The record is from the annotation of a GenBank genome assembly. Lineage: Eukaryota; Metazoa; Annelida; Polychaeta; Sabellida; Oweniidae.
UCCGUUUCCGGUCAUGAACAUGUCUAGGUCCAUAACAUUUGUUACUGGAAACAUAAAGAAGCUUGAAGAAGUGAGACAAAUUCUUGGGACAUCUUUCCCUUAUAAGGUGAUCAAUGAGAAGAUAGAUCUACCAGAAUACCAGGGAGAACCUGAUGAUGUCUCCAUUGCUAAAUGUAAAUCCGCUGCAGAGAUUGUAAAAGGACCAGUGGUAGUAGAAGACACAUGCCUGUGUUUCAAUGCACUGGGAGGUCUACCUGGUCCAUACAUCAAGUGGUUUCUUGAUAAAUUGAAACCUAAAGGACUCCACCAAAUGCUUGAGGGAUUUGAGGACAAGUCUGCAUAUGCUCUCUGUACAUUUGCAUAUCACUCAGGAAACAAAGAUGACUCUGUACAGUUAUUCAGAGGAAAAACCGAUGGAAAAAUUGUCAUUCCAAGGGGCCCAACUGAUUUUGGUUGGGACCCCUGCUUCCAGCCUGAUGGCUUUGAAGACACAUAUGCUGAAAUGGAAAAGGAAACCAAAAAUUCAAUAUCUCAUCGAGGGAAGGCACUUAGAGAGAUGAGGGACUAUUUCGUAGGUUUGAAAUGAUGAGAUUUGCUGUAACCCUAAUGAAUACUCAAUUACUUUAAUGAGCAUCAGUGCUUAUCUUCUAAUACCAAGAAACUGAACUUGGUAGAAACACCUUGAAUAAAUGUAGAAAGAUAGAUAAACAUUCAGUUAUUUUUAGAUUGCCAGAUUUAUAUUUUCUUUAUGACCAAGCAUAAAACAAUAAAAGUUAUUGACUUAUUUUACACUUUGUACAAUUUUAUAAAACAUCAGUGUCUGUC